CGAUGUGGAGACGCCAUUACGCAUGGUGGCACACGCGCGCGCGUGCUAUAUAUCUCGUAAAUUUUAUGCUCCGACAUCCCGCACGAUCUUGAAUCCUACGAAGCAACGAGCGAACAUGGCCGCCCGACAAAACAUUCCGUGUGGCAUCGUUUAACGACCUAUCUGUUUAUCUCUCUUUCUCCCGCUCGGCGCUACAAUGUCUCACGGUGAGCGCGGAGCAACGUCAUCCUGACCGAAAAGUUCCUCGCCGAGAGUGACGCAACGACCGACAGUUGACGCCAAGGGGACUGGAUAACGCUCUUUUUUCGGGGGAAGGUAUACGUAUCGGAGCUACGAGUGCAAAUCUGAUUAGCCAGGGUCUGCUUAUGAAAAAUAAUAAAUAGAGGUGCCUGGUGAUCGCCGCCGUUUGCCCAUACCUUCUAUCAGUGGUGUCGCGGAUCAAGGAGACCGUUCGAUCCAGUUGCAACGUGCAGGAACAGCAGCAGCUUGUACCGACAUAACGAGGUGAUUCGUCGCUGACUACGGACGGUCGACGUAACAACUCCGCGACGAGUUUCGUGAACGGACGGACGGACGGACCGCAUAAGGUCACACAGAUCGGGACGAGAGAAUUAAUCAUUGCUGAUCAUGACGAUCCUAUCAAAGAAGAAGACAAACGCGUCGAAGGACCGUACGCGAGAGCCAGGCGCAGGCACGGAGGUCGACGUUCACCAUAGCGUGGUCCAGAACGAGCACAAUUCCGGCAGCAUCGCGUUGCCGAACAGCCCUUAUCAGGCAAGCGUAGACCGUCGUGAGGAGAAGCACUUUGAAGAAAGCGGUCCCAGUCAUGGUAAACGUCACCGACAAAGGGUCAGUCCCCACAGCUAUAUUGGUAGAUCCUCACGCGCCAAACGCGAGCGAGAGAGAGAUAGAGGUAGGGAGAGGGAGAGAGAACGGGAGCGUGAGAGACAGGCUACUCCACCCGCUGCAUCUUGUAGUGGUAUGCAAGGAACAGACACCAGUGUCAAUGGGAGAGUGAGCAUCGUUGGAAAUGCAUCUAAUUUGGAACACGAAUUGACAAAUGGUUACAACAGUGGAGAUGAAUACACAGGACGCACUGGAAAUAAUCUUACAUUAGCUGAAUGGCAGGAAAGAGAUCGAUGGUUUGAAAAGCAUAUGCGGAAAAAGGGCUUUAUCGUGAAAAAGAUGGACGAGGAUGGAGCUUGUCUAUUCAGAGCGGUGGCGGAUCAGGUUUAUGGCGAUCAAGAGAUGCACGGCGUUGUACGGAAGCAUUGUAUGGAUUAUAUUGCUUCCAACAAGGAGUUCUUCCGGAAUUUCGUGGCAGCGGAAGACUUUAGUAACUAUGUGAAUAGGAAAAGGCUGGAGUACGUUCAUGGGAAUCAUAUAGAAAUGCAUGCAAUGUCGGAAAUGUACAAUCGUAGCAUCCAAUUGUACUGUUAUAGUACUGAGCCUAUCGAUAUCUUCCAUACCACGGUAAAAAGCGAUAAUGAACCAAUCAGGCUGUCGUAUCAACGUGAUAGUCACUACAACAGCAUAGUCGAUCCGUAUAAGGCUACCGUAGGCGUCGGUCUUGGUUUACCAGCAUACAAUCCUGGUGCCGCUGAUCGAGCUCUGAUAUCAGAUGCGGUUCGUCAAAGCGAGGAAUUACACAUCGAACAGACAAUGCUGGAGGAUAAGAUAAAAGCCACCGACUGGGAAGCAACUAACGAGGCUAUCGAGGAACAAGUGGCAAGAGAAAGUUACUUGCAAUGGCUACGCGACAACGAGAUGCGUAAAGCACGUUCAGCCAGUAGUAGCAGUACGAGCACAGUUACGAGCGCGCAACAUAAUCAUUCGCACUUUCAUUCGCAUGGAGGUCGUGGACAGCAACGUAGCCAUACGUCGUCACCGACGACAACUCAAACUAGCCAAGAUAAUUUACGCAAUUCUCCAAAGGUCAGCGACACAGUACGAUAUAGCAAAAGAUCGCCGCAACACCAGACGGCGACUCAAGGAUCCCACUUGCCGUCAGAGUUUGAAAUAAAAGUGACACCGCAGGAACCUGUACCGGGAAGUAGCAAGGAGGCGCAUGCAUCACCCGAUAUCCCAUUGUUCAAUCGACUUCCUCCUGAAGUGUUCGGUCUGACCGAUUGGGAAGAUAGCGAUAUACUUUCUCAAGUGCUGGCGACGUCGCAACAAGAGUAUUUGGACAACUUGAAGCAAUCACGCGUGUCUGCGUCCGUCGGAAGCGAUAGCCCUAAUACGAUAGAGUCUAAUAACAGUUCUAGUAAUAAUUCUUGAAAUGCGGUCGGCAACGACAAAGUUCAAAAGAUAUCAGAGUAAAGAUAUAUACAUUUAUAUAUUGCAAUAUCAUCUAUCCCCGCGUUGUGCCAGGGCAUAAGGUGGUUUGCUUUCUCAUCCGCGAGUAAAUAUUGCAAUAAUUAUUUCAUUUUUUUCUCCGUCUA
Messenger RNA from Odontomachus brunneus, 2444 nucleotides. It is a transcript of the gene Duba, whose product is annotated as OTU domain-containing protein 5-A. The transcript is spliced from 11 exons. The record is from RefSeq and is a predicted model, not a curated record. Gene Ontology annotation, biological process: protein deubiquitination. Gene Ontology annotation, molecular function: K63-linked deubiquitinase activity; cysteine-type deubiquitinase activity. NCBI's taxonomy places the organism in Eukaryota, Metazoa, Arthropoda, Insecta, Hymenoptera, Formicidae. Bases 628 to 2280 code for a protein of 550 amino acids.